Gastrolobium bilobum is the source of this 1658-nucleotide messenger RNA. Its product is annotated as putative cyclin-A3-1. Gene Ontology annotation, cellular component: cyclin-dependent protein kinase holoenzyme complex; cytoplasm; nucleus. Gene Ontology annotation, molecular function: cyclin-dependent protein serine/threonine kinase regulator activity. The transcript is spliced from 8 exons. Lineage: Eukaryota; Viridiplantae; Streptophyta; Magnoliopsida; Fabales; Fabaceae. Gene Ontology annotation, biological process: regulation of cyclin-dependent protein serine/threonine kinase activity; mitotic cell cycle phase transition. The record is from RefSeq and is a predicted model, not a curated record. The coding region runs from base 145 to 1218 and encodes 357 amino acids.
CUUACAAUUGAAGAAGAUAAAUUCGCUCCCUCCUGAUACCUGGUAGCGGCAAAAAUUUGAAUUCACCCUAAGCACCUUAUAUUCACAGUCUUAAAAUACCUUUGCCUUGUCUUUCUUUUCCACAUCUUACUGUCUUAAUCUCCAAUGGCUCAUCAAGAAAACUGCACGCGCCCUCAGCGCGAAGCCAAGAAAAGAGCUGCAGCUGCAAUUUCCGAACUUCAGGGUGCUGCCAAGAAGAAAAGGGUCGCGUUAGGGGACCUCACCAACUUGUCCAAUGAUGUUGUUGCCCCUAUUCAGAACGAGAAAAAGAGAAAUGUCGGAAAACCAAAGCCAACGGCGGCGCCGGCGGCGAAGCCGAUGCCGGAAAAGUCGGAUGAUCCCCAAAUGUGCGAGCCUUAUGUUUCUGAUAUUUACGAGUACCUUCGCAAGUUGGAGGUGGAGCCUAGUAAAAGACCGUUGCCUGAUUAUGUUCAGAAAGUUCAGAAGGACAUUAAUGCUAACAUGAGGGGUGUUCUGGUGGAUUGGUUGGUUGAGGUUGCUGAAGAAUACAAGCUUGUUUCCGACACACUUUAUUUAUCUGUUUCUUAUAUCGAUAGGUUUCUCUCUUCGAAUUCUCUUUCUAAACAGAAGUUGCAAUUACUUGGGGUCUCUUCCAUGCGGAUUGCUUCAAAAUACGAGGAGAUCAAGCCACCUGAAGUGGAGGACUUCUGUUACAUCACGGACAACACAUACUCCAAGGAAGAGGUUCUGGCAAUGGAAGCUGAUAUAUUGAAGUCCUUGAAAUUUGAAAUGGGCGGUCCUACAGUUAAGACAUUUCUAAGGAGAUUCUCUAGAGUUGCUCAACAGAGUGGUGAUAUUUUGGAGCUGCAUUUUGAGUUCCUUAGCUACUAUCUGGCCGAUCUUAGUUUGUUGGAUUAUAAUUGUGUGAAGUUCUUGCCUUCUUUGGUAGCUGCGUCUGUUGUCUUUCUAGCAAGAUUUAUCUUAAACCCUAAGACACAUCCUUGGAAUUCAGCACUCUAUCAGCUCACUAGAUAUAGACCUGGUGAUCUUAAGGAAUGUGUCCUUAACAUACAUGACUUGUACCUCAGUAGGAGAGGAGGCUCUUUGCAAGCUGUGAGAGAGAAAUACAAGCAGCAUAAGUUCAAAUGCGUGGCAACAACACCCUAUCCUCUAGAGAUACCUCUCUCCUUUUUUGAAUUUAGAGGGACGGGUCAUUAAGCAAUUGUGACUUGGCUUUCUCGCUGUGGCUUUGGUUUUAAUUAUUGGCAGAGGCAUGAGAAAAGGGUUUCCUAACACUAGAAGAUGAAAGUUAGUUAGAGUUGCUGAUGUUGAUUGAGGUGCUUGCCAUGAAAUGCUAUAGCAUUUGAUGCAUCAAUGCUGGUCUCACUGAUGAGUAAAUCCUAUAAGUAGGGAAUUAGGUUUUCUUGUUUAACAAUCUAAAGUUAGUUUUUGGAAAAGCUCCAUGAAGGAAUUCUGAUUUCCUUUUAUGUAUAGGGAAGUAGAAUACGUUUUCAUCUUUGUUGUUCCGUAUUUCCAUUGUACGAUGUCCAAGCUCGAUUGGUUACUUCAAUACUACAGUAUGGUCUGGGUUUGUCUGUUGUCUCAACAAAUGUCAUUGAUAGAAUAUUACCUUUCAUUUGUACUUCGAUUUUUUUUUU